CUGAAUGAUCCUGAAACACAACUCAAGUGUUGGUUAGGAGAAUUGAAGGAGGCUCUGCCCGCGCAUCUUCUUCACUCUACUAGCAAGUAACAUUAGCUAAGAGAAGAAAGAGGCAACUCGACACUCUACGUUUCUGCCACGAGCAACGACGAGCCCCCAGUGUGUUUUUACUCGGGGCUGAGUAAACGAGCCGCUUGUUGUGUAUCAUAAUAUACCCGUAACGCCUGCUGCUGUACCUACUAACUGACUCUAACUCGUUUCUUCCGUCCACUUAAACGCGAAAAAUUCAUUUCUUUCUAUUUCGCCAAAAAAAAAGAAAACACUCCUCCUUCGAAUCUCGUUAUAAAUUGUGAACUGUGAUUAUUAUGUGAAUGAAAAUAAUUUAAAUUAAAUGUUUAACGAUAUUUAAUAACAUGCUGGUGAUAUAAGAAUUAAAAGAUAAUUUUAGUGGUUAGUGAGUGAAGUUUAAGUUGUUGUUGAACGAAUAUAAACAGCAAUACGAUGCAUACUUUAUUUGGUGAACAAAAUGCUUAUUACAGGCAUGCAACGAGUGUUCCAGUUGGUAUGAGUACUUCGUCGUAUCCAGGAGUUGGUGCAGCACCGGCUUACUACGAGCAAUAUCGUUAUGGUGGUUAUGCAACAGCGGGUUAUCCCGUCGCUGGAAUAUCACAGCAGCAUAUGCAUCAUCCAGCCAAAGAUAUGGUGAAACCACCAUACUCUUAUAUAGCAUUGAUAGCUAUGGCGAUACAAAAUGCACCUGAUAAAAAAAUAACUUUAAAUGGAAUCUAUCAAUUUAUUAUGGAGCGAUUUCCUUAUUAUCGUGAAAACAAGCAAGGUUGGCAAAAUUCAAUAAGACAUAACUUGAGUCUCAAUGAAUGUUUCGUGAAAGUUCCACGGGAUGAUAAAAAACCAGGAAAAGGAAGUUACUGGUCAUUGGAUCCUGAUAGUUACAAUAUGUUUGAUAACGGAUCUUAUUUAAGAAGAAGACGGCGAUUUAAGAAAAAAGAUGCAUUAAAAGAAAAAGAAGAAGCAUUAAAACGCCAAGGGAUCGUAUUAGAUAAACGUGAUGACAUCAAAUCUAAUCACAGUAUAGAUUCAACUAAAAAAUUGUCAUCAUCAGAGUGCAAGCAGCCGAAAAGAGAGCCGUUGAAUGACCAGCCUCAUUGCAUGGGUAAUAACGGUUCAGUCGCUAAAUAUGGAAGCAUUCAAGAUAGUAAAGCAAUAACAACAACUGCAAGUGUAAUUCAAACGAAUUUGGGACAUGCAUCUGGUCUGCAAAUUCAACAUCAACCACAUCAAGUGCAUCAAGAUGUUGCAGUAACUGAUGUAAAUAUUGGUUUGGAUCCAGCGAAUUUCAGUGUUGAUGCGUUGAUGACUUCGAGGGAAAAUAGUGCUUUAAUGAACCGUGAUCAUCAUUCACAACAUCCUCAUUCAAUUCAGCAUUCUCAUGGGCAUUCUGGGCUUUCGCAUUCGUCUAUAAUGACGACAUCAAGAGAUCCUAAUACUACCGUCGGUACCAGAGAUCUUACAUCAGUGGUCACUACAACUAGCACGACAACCGCUGCUGCAGUCGCAAUGAUGCCUUCCACUGGGUACAGUCAUGUAACACCCUCGAGAGGUAAUUCUAGUCCAUCUGGGACAAUGUAUUCUCCCUAUUGUCCAAGCUCUUCGGGAUAUAUAAUGGAUCAUACGGAUUACAAUGCUUCUGCGGCCAGAAACCAUAAUCCACCACAUUCCCAAUGGUAUCAAGAGGCUGCAAGUCCCGAUUCCGCAACUAUUUAUCAGGAUACACAAUCACCGAGCUGUCAAUUAUACAGGUCGAGCCCACCUACUCCUUUAUCCUCAAGUGCGGCUCCUUCGCCGCCAUUGUAUCACAGUCAUAGAUAUUAUCAGGAUUGCAAUGCAGUUAAUACUAGUGGUAAUCUUCCAAUAACGUUACAUAAGUACUGAGAUUAUCGAACAAGGUCUCAAAGAGACCUUGUAUCAUCGAUAAGUGGCAAUCAUUAUCAUCAACAGAGGCAUGAAGAUUAUGAUCCAUAUUUAGUUUACAUUAAGCAAGAGUGGAUUUCACCUGAUGAACUUCCAAAAGAAUGGCACUGAUAAGUUAUACGUGACUUAAUGUUAAACACAUAAAAAAAAGAGAAAAAAAGUAUAUAUUUGCGCGUAACAUUGUGGAAUAAAGUAAUUAAUAUAAUUUAAAGGUCAAGAUUGAUAUGACAACUGUGUAAACUGGAGGUUUCCGAAGGCUUUUAUUAAUAUACGAGUUUUUUGACCUAAGUCAAACAAUACUUUAAAAUACGUACGCUAUUAUACUGACAUUGAAUCUGCAGAUACUCUUUCUUUUCCGGUUUACCAUCACCUUAUCUACAUCAUAUCGAUGAUCUUGCUUAAUUUUUUUCUUGUUAUACUUGUCGAGUGUAAGAAAUAAUAACUGUGUAAAUAGAGGACAACAUGGCACUAAAUAAAUCAACGUGAUGACACUUUUUUUAAAUUUUUGUUUACCAAUCGUCUGUCUCGAUAUCAUGAAGAAUCGGAUGUAAAAAAAAAUGCGUUUAAAAGGACGAAUCAAAGUCAUUCCUUUAUCAAUUGUUAUGGAGCUUUUAUCUGAUUUUCAUUAAUUAUUUAUUUAUCUAUUUAAUGAUGCAUUUAAUUUUUAUAUUUAUAGUAAUCAUUUUUGUUUUAUUUAUAUUACGAAAAUGUCUAUAACCAGUAUGUUCAUAAAAGAACUGAGAUAUAUUUAUUAAUAGUCUAUACAAAAGAAAAUUAAUAUUUAAUUCAAAAUAAUGUGAAUAAAUAGAAAAUAGAUUUAAAUUAAAUCAUUAUAAUUAUUUAUGUAGAAAUAAAAUAUUGGACAUAGACGAUGUAGUUAUUAGUUAUUGAGCGGUCACGAAUUUUCAUGUUCGGUUCUUUGCGUGUAGAAAUGUUCAAUAGUUUGUAUAUUAUAAAAAAAAGAAAAAAAAAAGAAAAAAAAAACGAUAAAGAUAUGAUACGAUAAUUUUUAAGAAACAAAUAAAAAAUUUCAAGUGCACAUAAAUGUCUCGCAAGUUGUGAGGCUGAUUAUUAUUAUUAUUAUUAUUAUUAUUAUUAUUAUUAUUAUUAUACAUAUAUGCAUAUAUAUAUAUAUGCAUAUGCAUUAAAAAUACUUCGCAUAUUAAUGUGAAUAUUCCAAAUAAAAAUUGAAUUAAAAGAAAAAUGUGUUCAUUUAUUUGUUUCAGUUCGAUAUUAAAAAGAAAUUAAAUAACUUAUUAUUUGUUUAAAAAUUUUAAAUUAUAUAUACAGAUGUAUUAUUGUAACCACGAUCAUUUAUAUACUCUCUCAAU
Microplitis mediator is the source of this 3320-nucleotide messenger RNA. It is a transcript of the gene croc, whose product is annotated as fork head domain-containing protein crocodile. The transcript has 2 exons. Gene Ontology annotation, molecular function: DNA-binding transcription factor activity, RNA polymerase II-specific; RNA polymerase II cis-regulatory region sequence-specific DNA binding. The record is from RefSeq and is a predicted model, not a curated record. Bases 502 to 1950 code for a protein of 482 amino acids. Lineage: Eukaryota; Metazoa; Arthropoda; Insecta; Hymenoptera; Braconidae. Gene Ontology annotation, biological process: regulation of transcription by RNA polymerase II; cell differentiation; anatomical structure morphogenesis.